Strongyloides ratti is the source of this 537-nucleotide messenger RNA. Its product is annotated as Cytidyltransferase-like domain and Rossmann-like alpha/beta/alpha sandwich fold domain-containing protein. Gene Ontology annotation, biological process: CDP-choline pathway. The record is from RefSeq and is a predicted model, not a curated record. Lineage: Eukaryota; Metazoa; Nematoda; Chromadorea; Rhabditida; Strongyloididae. The transcript is spliced from 2 exons. The coding region runs from base 1 to 537 and encodes 178 amino acids. Gene Ontology annotation, molecular function: choline-phosphate cytidylyltransferase activity; phosphatidylcholine binding.
AUGAUGAUUGGAAAAGAAUUUAUUCCUCAAAAAGUUAUUAUUAAAAAAAAUGGUGUUCUAGAGUUUGAUAGCAUUAAAAGGCAACCAAAAAUAUAUGCUGAUGGAGUUUUUGACUUAUUUCAUAUUGGGCACGCAAAACUUUUUGAACAAAUAAAAAAAAUGGUUCCUAAUUGUAUUUUGAUUGUUGGUGUUGUAACAGAUGAAGAUUCAUAUAAAAAUAAAGGAUCAUAUCCUAUAAUGAAUCAUCUUGAAAGAUGUGAAGUUGUUCGUUCUUGUAAAUUUGUUGAUGAGUUAAUUAUGAAUCCACCAUUUUAUCCAACAAUUGAAUUUAUUAAUCACCAUGAAAUCGAUAUUGUUGCUCAUGACAAUAUUCCGUAUCCAGUUGUUGGCAUGGAAGAUUGUUAUAAACCAUUCAAAGAGGCAAAUAGAUUUUUACCAACUCAACGGGAAAAUUUUGUUUCAUCAACUGACAUUGUCAAAAGAAUUUUAAAUAAUUAUGAUUCAUUUGUUAAAAUGGAAAAAUUUCAAAAUAUUUAA